This is a messenger RNA of Eremomyces bilateralis CBS 781.70, 3327 nucleotides long. Its product is annotated as isoleucyl-tRNA synthetase. The coding region runs from base 111 to 3176 and encodes 1021 amino acids. The transcript has a single exon. Gene Ontology annotation, cellular component: cytosol. The record is from RefSeq and is a predicted model, not a curated record. NCBI's taxonomy places the organism in Eukaryota, Fungi, Ascomycota, Dothideomycetes, Eremomycetales, Eremomycetaceae. Gene Ontology annotation, biological process: isoleucyl-tRNA aminoacylation. Gene Ontology annotation, molecular function: isoleucine-tRNA ligase activity; aminoacyl-tRNA deacylase activity; tRNA binding.
ACCCUAUGCUGAGGAAGUUUACGUUCGUUAUUGCUCAGCCGUAAUUAUUGACGCGCCUUUGUCCGCGUACAGUCGUGCUCGCUCGUUAUAGUCAUGAAUCAAGAGGGAUUAUGAGAAUCUCUUCGCCGUUUCGAGCACAAUGGACGGCAACUCUCAAGCUUCCGAAAUCCACCCUUCCCGCGAGGCCGCCGUUACCUUCGCCCUACCUAGCUCGUUGCACCGAUGAGUUCUACAGUUGGCAAGGUGCUCAGGUAGAUAGGCCCUCCUUCACUCUUCACGACGGGCCGCCUUAUGCGAACGGUGGACUUCACGCUGGCCAUGCCGUGAACAAGAUUUUGAAGGAUAUCAUCUGUCGGUUUCAAGUCGGUGAAGGCAAGCGAGUCCAAUAUGUCCCCGGAUGGGAUUGUCACGGCCUACCGAUUGAGCUCAAAGCUAUACAAGCGCAGAAAUCUGGGCUGGAUCCCCCCCAAAUACGCAAUGCCGCCCGACGAUUUGCACUGGACACAAUCGAGGAGCAGAAGCGAGGGUUCAAAGAGUGGGCGGUAAUGGGUGACUGGGGCAAUGCCUACAAGACUCUGGAUGCUGAAUUUGAACUGAAUCAGCUCCAAGUAUUCAAGAACAUGGUCAGAAAUAGGCUGAUCUAUCGGGCGAAGAAACCAGUGUACUGGUCCGGAUCAUCGCGAACAGCGUUAGCUGAAGCAGAACUUGAGUAUGACGACAAUUUUAAAUCCACUGCGGCGUUCAUUGGCUAUCCUAUUGUUUCCCUGCCGACGACGAUAUCUCAAAUGCCGGGCGUCGAUCCAGCGCGAUUGAGAGCUCUUGUCUGGACAACAACUCCUUGGACUCUCCCUGCGAACAAAGCCAUUGCGGUCAACAAUAUUCUGGAUUACUACGUUGUUGAGCCCAGGAUAAGCUCUGAACUAUCCUCCGGACUGCCCCAAUACUUGGUGUGCACGACCCGAGUCGAGUUCCUACAGACGAUCCUGAAUUCGGAGAGCGUAUCUAUUAUUGCAGGUCCCAUUUCUGGAAAGGAGAUUGCCGGUCAGGUGGAAUAUCUCAAUCCACUGCAAAGAAAUCAGCGUCAGAAAGUGGUCCAUGCGGACUUUGUCACAUCCAGCUCGGGGUCAGGGCUGGUCCAUAUGGCCCCCGGACAUGGCGUGGACGACUACAACAUGUGUGCCGACUUGGGAUUGGAGCCGUUCGCCCCUGUUGAUGAUUAUGCGCGGUUCACUUCCGAGGCAUUACCGGCUUCCCCAGAGACACUUGCGGGAAAGCCUGUACAGACAGAGGGGACCGUGGCGAUCCUGGAUUACCUCCGAGCCGAACAGAAUGGAGAUCCCUCUCGCAGUCUCAGUGUUCUCGCGACCCACGAAAUUACUCACAAGUAUCCUAUCGAUUGGCGAACCAAGCAGCCGCUCAUCAUUCGUGCCACCGAGCAAUGGUUCGCCGACGUUGCGGAAAUCAAGCCCCACGCGAUCCAAGCUUUAACCAACGUAAAGUUCCUACCAGAGUCAAGCAGAGCACGCCUAGAGAGUUUCGUCAAUGGGCGAAGCCAUUGGUGUAUCUCACGGCAGAGAUCAUGGGGCGUGCCGAUUCCCGCCCUCUACAGAACCGAUAAGGGGGAUCGUCAGCCGAUAAUGACUGAAGGGACGAUAGAACACAUCCUGGAUACCAUGCGACAGCGUGGCGUUGACUGUUGGUGGACUGACGCAGAAGAUGAUCAAGCAUGGAUUCCUCCGAAUUUGUCUGGUUCCUACGAGCGAGGAAAGGACACGAUGGAUGUGUGGUUUGACAGCGGUACUAGCUGGAUGACACUUGCGAAGGACACAAGCACACCAGUGGCGGAUGUCUACCUUGAAGGGUCCGAUCAGCAUCGGGGCUGGUUUCAAUCGUCCCUCCUCACUUUCGUUUCCGAGCAGCUUUUACGGAAUGAUGCUAGUUCAUCUCCAUCCCAGACAGCACCAGUGGUUGCACCAUUCAAAACCUUGAUCACGCAUGGUUUCACUUUGGAUGAGCAUGGCAUCAAGAUGAGCAAAUCAAUCGGAAACGUCGUCGCUCCGAGUCAGAUCAUGGAUGGCUCUUUGUUGCCUCCUUUGAAAAAGAAAGGCAAAGGUAGCCAUGGGGCAAAAGGUCAAGUAUAUGACGCGCUUGGGCCUGAUGUUCUUCGUCUUUGGGUUGCCGGAAGCGAUUAUACCAAGGAUAUAGUUCUUGGGGAAACCCUUCUGAAGCUCGUGUCGGGCAAUCUCCACAAAGCCCGAGUCACUCUGAAAUGGCUUUUAGGGGUGCUAAACCAUUACCAACCGUCUGAGUGGAAGGGUCGAGACGUAGCCCAGUUCCGCUGGAUGGAUCAAAUGGCAAUGGUGCAGCUGGAGGGAACAUAUCAAGACAUCGUUGCUCACUAUCGAUCGUACGAGUUCCACAGAGGCAUACAAAGACUCAACCACUACAUUAACACAGACCUGUCCGCUUUCUACUUCGAAGCAUUAAAAGAUAGACUCUACACCGGAGGGGGGGAAGACCGAAUGGCUGCACAAUUCGUGUGUUUCCAGAUCUUCCAGGCGUUGUUGAAGAUUCUCAGUCCCAUUACCCCAUUGUUGGUGGAAGAGACAUAUGCGCAUGCUCCCGUUCACUUGCAGCCGCAGCUUCAACAUCCACUUCAAAGGCUUUGGGAACCGAGCAGUUUAAUGCUGAGCCUUGGCAAGGAGAGUGUUGAGGGUCUAGUGGCAACGCAGUCCUUGGACGAACAGUUUGCACUUCUAAAGACGCUAAGUUCCGCCGUAAAAACUGCGCAAGAAGCGGCAAGAUCGAAGGGCUUGAUAGGUUCCGGCUUAGAGACAAGUGUGGUCGUCCAUCUCUCGGAAUCUGCUGCGGAUAUCUGGCAGAGCCUGAGCGAUAUUGAGAACGCCGGAGGUGGUGAAACGCGUUUUGGGGAUGGCUUUGCCGACGAAUUGGCAGCAGUACUGGUAGUGUCCGAAGUACAAGUUAUCAAGGGAGACCGUCCAAUGGAGAAUAUCACGGCCUGGGAGUUCGAGGAGAAGUUCGAAUUUGCUGGCUGUCAAGGCCGUGUCUCAGUACACCCUUCUCCCCGCGCAAAAUGCCCGCGGUGCUGGAGACAUGUCGCAAAUUCCCAGGAAGAUCUAUGUGUACGAUGUGAGGACGUCGUCAAGUCUUGUUAAGUAGCAUGGCCUCGAAAGUUAUUUCCAUCACAAACCAUACUUCAAGUCACCAGUGACUCAUACUCAAUAUCUUAUUGUUAUUCGGUGACAUGGAAGUUGAUUUCGACUUGCUAUGGAGUGAAGAUAUCUGCUAUCAGUGCUGAAUAUCAAG